Messenger RNA from Metarhizium brunneum ARSEF 3297, 489 nucleotides. The record is from RefSeq and is a predicted model, not a curated record. Lineage: Eukaryota; Fungi; Ascomycota; Sordariomycetes; Hypocreales; Clavicipitaceae.
AUGGUUUCCAACUUGACGCAUUUCACCGAAACGCGCAACUUGGGCCGCCGUUCGUACAACCGGACGGUGCCCGUUGAACCCGGCGGCAUCACCAUCGUCGCCAACAGGGGUACCAUUACCCGGGCCAUUCUGGGCGAGAAGCUGGUGUACAAGACAGGCACCAAGUACCUCUACCCGGACCUCAACUUCAUGACGCUGAUGCUGGCCGUGGAAAAGGUCACAGGAAAGAAGCUCGACGACAACAUCUACGAGAACACGUCCCUGCUGCGCAUGCACAGCAGUACCUUCUUCAACCGGGGCAAUGUCGAGGGCCCUGAGUUCAAGUACUACAAAGCAAAUAGCCGCGCAGGAGCUCCAGAUUUCGGUCGAGAGAAACGUCCCCGGGCUCCCACAGCGGCCGUAGCCUGUGCAUGGAACCGUCCACGACGAGAAUGCCUGGGCGCUGGACGGCGUCUCGGGCCGCGCCGGACUCUUCUCCACAGCCUGUGA